GCAGCUCGGCGGCCGCGGCAGCGGCGGGGGUGCGCGGGCCGGCGGCGCCGCGCGGGGCCAGGAAGCCCUGCGCAGCUCGGUGCUGGCGCUGCGGAGAGCGGGCGACGCGCAGGCCGCGGCCCCGGUGGCGGCGGCGCUGCACGCGGCUCUCCUCGCGGUGGAGGCUUCGAACGCCCAGGUGGACGGAGCGCUCGUCGGCAUGGCGGCCGCGCAGGCUUCGCGCCUUGGGCUUCGGGCUCUGAUCGACGCGCUGUGCACGUUCGCGUGGAGCCGCCUGUCGCAGUGCGGAGGCCGCGAGGUGGCCGAGCUGGUGUCCGCGGCC
Molecule: messenger RNA, 322 nt
Organism: Prorocentrum cordatum
Lineage: Eukaryota; Dinophyceae; Prorocentrales; Prorocentraceae
Source: the annotation of a GenBank genome assembly